Molecule: messenger RNA, 1662 nt
Organism: Neoarius graeffei (lesser salmon catfish)
Lineage: Eukaryota; Metazoa; Chordata; Actinopteri; Siluriformes; Ariidae
Product: deleted in malignant brain tumors 1 protein-like
Exons: 10
Coding region: 1-1662 (553 amino acids)
Cellular component (GO): cell surface
Source: RefSeq, a predicted model, not a curated record
AUGGAGUUUGGAUUCGUGUUAUUUCUACUCAGCUCCGCUCUUUUUGAGCACAGCUCCGGAUUCACAACGUGGGUGGUGGGCUCGUGUAGUGGACUCUUCACUGAACAGGAAGGAGUAUUUGCGAGUCCAAAUUACCCGAACAGAUACCCGCACUACGCUCACUGCACAUGGACAAUCAGGAGCCUGGAGAACAAGUUCAUCGCCCUGAGAUUCAGCUAUGUCAAUAUCGAGUCAAAUCCAGGCUGCAGUUUCGAUGCUGUGCGUGUGUAUGAUGGUCCGUCUACUUCGUCUCCAUUACUGGGACGUCUGUGCGGAAGUUCGUCAAGGUCUUUCGGCUCAAGCGGGAACAAUCUCACCAUAGUGUUCAGCAGCGAUGGCUCUGUGGACGGCAGGGGAUUUGUCGCAAACUGGUAUUUCACAGACUACUGUUACUACACCACAACAGCUCCUGCACCAGCAUGUGGUGGGAGGCUGCACGGCUCCGGCUCCAUCUCCAGCCCUUAUUACCCCAAUUAUUACCAUGACAACGCGUACUGUGAGUGGCAGCUCUCAGCUCCAGCAGGACAGACCAUCUUCCUCUCCUUCCAGGACUUAGAUCUGGAGCGCUGCUGCAGCUGUGAUUAUGUGAAAGUGUAUGAUGGUUCGUACGUCGGGUCCCGCUUGUUAGGAACGGUCUGUUACAAUGACACAAACCAUCUGGACUUCCAGUCAUCUUCAUCCUACAUGACCGUGCUGUUCAGGAGCGACUACUCCGGGGUCGGACGUGGCUUUAAAGCCUCCUUCAGCUCCUCCCUCAGCUCAAAUACAGGUCGUGUAGAUUGCUCCUCUGAGAAGAUGAAGAUUACUAUCCGUAGAUCAUACUUGGACUCAAUGGGUUUUAACUGGCAUGACCUUUACCUGGAUGACCAUCGCUGCACACCUUCAGCUGACUACUACUACGUCACCUUCAACUUCCCAAUCCAUAGCUGCAGCACCAGAAGGGAGGCCGAGAACGGACGUAUUAUUUACACCAAUAAUGUGCGAGCCGCUCAGUCAACGUCAGGCGAGAUCACGAGGCAGGACACAAGCUUCCUAAUGCGUGUGAGGUGUGUAAUGGAGCGUGAUUCUUCAGUCGGGACACUUUAUGAAGCUCUGGAGAAUAACAAUGCAACCAUCAGUGGAACAGGUCGGUUCAACACCAGCAUGGCCUUUUACCCAUCCAGCAGCUUUUCCUACCCCAUCACCGAAUCCCCCUACAAAGUGAACCUCAAUCAGCAACUGUACGUGCAAGUCCAGCUAACCAGAGCUGAACCAACCCUCCACCUGUUUAUGGACACCUGUGUGGCCUCGCCCAACAAUGACUUCUCCAUUCGUACCUAUGACCUCAUACGCAAUGGGUGUGCGAAAGACAGCACAGUUUACAUAUACAGAAACGGAAAUCGUUACUUCGCUCAGUUCAGAUUCCGUGCAUUCAAGUUCCUGCGUACACACAGCCAGGUGUUCCUCAGGUGUGAUGUCAUUAUCUGCGUCGACAACGACUACAACUCACGAUGUCGCCAAGGAUGCCGUUAUCGCAAGAAACGAAGCUUGAGCUCUGAUCACCGCACUGAGGUCGUCACCCUUGGGCCAAUUACACUCAAAGAUCAAGAGGAGGCUGUGGCCAAGAUUGAGGACAAGAAUUGA